AGGCAGUGGAAGAAGUACGUAGGCUUCGACAGCUGGGACAUGUCCGGCGAGGGCAAUUCCGACAUCUUCCCUGGGCCCAUCGACAACUCGGGUCUCUUUGGCGAUCCGGAAACUCAGAGUUUAAAAGAACACCUCAUUGAUCAGCUAGAUUACAUAUUGGUUCCCACCGAAGCCUGGAACAAACUGCUGGCAUGGUAUGGCUGCAUAGAUGGGCAGCAGCCUAUCGAGAGAAAAGUAGUGGAAUAUGGUCCGUUUGUGAAGCACUAUGAAGUUGAAGUUUAUCUUCUUGAGCUCAAGCUGUGCGAGAUCACCGAUCUUGACAACGUGAUUAGCUGCCACUUCAGCAAAGCAGAUACUCUUGCUACUGUCGAGAAAGAAAUGAGAAAACUAUUU
Messenger RNA from Tauraco erythrolophus (red-crested turaco), 393 nucleotides. Lineage: Eukaryota; Metazoa; Chordata; Aves; Musophagiformes; Musophagidae. The record is from RefSeq and is a predicted model, not a curated record.